AACACUGGCAGAUGAAAACACUUGAGUGGAUCAUGGCCUAAUCUGGCGGCAGAGAGCCGCUUGCUGAAAAAGUAUUUAGGGAUAGCAAUUGAUGUUGUCUGUUUAAGUUUAAAAGAGCGCUUUUGGAGCACAUUAAUUAUAGUUAAACUUUUUUACUGAUAUUUUUCGAGUCAAGAAAUUCUACAUAAUAUUUUUUAAAAGUCCCAAAUGAAAGGCAGAUUUCUGUAAUUCUUCAAACACAUCACACUUUUACAACGCUGCCAAAAUUAUAAUUUAAUUUGUAAUAGCGACAUUUCAUGUUCUAAAUGCUUGUUUGCUUGGACCAAAUUGAAGCUUAUAUCUGUAAACUAAUAUGCAUCUGCCGAGUGUCCGGGAAGAGGAUACGCGCGAUGGCACCACGCGCCUUAUCCAGGAGUACCUGGCUUCGCUGGAGAAUGUCAAGCUGGACGAGACCGGCUGGUAUCGUGGAUUAUCCCAUACUCAAAUGAAGGCGGCGCAAUCGGUGUCCGAUUCCCUGAGGGACGAUCUGAACCAGAAGACAACCUCAACGAUCACCAAGGUGUUGAAAGAACUGGGACUCAACCCAAUGCCGGCGUGGGACACACUGCGUCUAGCCAUGCAACUAAGCCAGGGCAGCGACCUGGCCUUCCUUUGGUUCCUCAUGGAAAUGUGCUACAAGUCACCGAAUCACGGCAGCUCCUACAAUGUCAACGAGCAGAUCAUCAUGUCGUCCAUCUUCUGGCUGGAUCUUAUGCCCACUCUCAAAGAGCUUGAUCGUUGGCUUCCCUUGCCGCAUGACUCUCAGGCGGAGCGGGAUAGAGCCGAUGCCAUCAGACAGCGCAGGCGAAGGAUGAAAAAAGAAAGGGAGGAGGAGCGCCAAAGAGAGCUGGCCAGAAGGUGCAAGCCACAAAGACCCCUGGCACCGUACUUUCAAGAACAAGGACCCGAUCUGAACAAGAGGAUGCGGAAUACUCGCCGCCUGCUUUCCGCUCAUCCGGGUCGUCCGGCCUACCUCUCCGAACUGCAGGACUUUCAAGCUUUCCGUUCCUCUCCCAUGAGCUCCCGGUGGUUUGGGAACUACUCCUUAAGCAAGGCCAAACGUGUGGCCAGGUCCAUUGUCAACGAGGAGAUCAACAGCAUCUUCGAUUCCUUUCAGGCCGCUUCACUGCCUCCCGACGAUGUUGAGUCCUUGUGUACCCAUCAUCAGCACAUCCGGAAGAUGGAAAAAUCCCUAAGAAAAGAACUGGAUCUGGUUAAGCAGAAAAAGUACGAGGAGCUGAUCAUGGCCAAAAAUAGAGUGGAGCAGCGGAGGCGAAAGCUCGUUGUCCAGGAGCUGGAGGAAAUGAGUGCCACCUACUUGAAGCGCUUCAGAGAAUUGGCAGCCAGAUCUAGACUGGCCACUACUCGAAGGCACCUCUUUAGUGGCGGCAAUUAUUUUGCCGAGGGAUUUCCGUUUCCUAUCCCGGAAACCUACAAAUGUGAUCAAAUGGGGCAGGAGAGGUGUAUGGGAAAUUUGGAACCGGCUCCAAUAACUCUGAAUAGUAAAAGAAAAAGCAUUCACAGGCGGCGUUCCAGCUCCAAAGGGCGUUCAAAAGGUGGAGCUGAACGCAAGUCCAGAUCGCACAGCAGAUCCAAAUCCAAGUCGAGUUUCAAGUCGAGAUCUAGGUCGAGAUCCAGGUCAAGAUCCAGGUCUAGAUCCAGGUCCAGAUCCAAGCCUAGAGAAUUCCCAGCUGAGCCGCCACCUAAAUUCAAACCUGAUUUCAAGGACAUAAUGGUCAAGUUGUUAAAGGGCGACAGACCCAUUGUACCCGACUGUCCAGAUUUAAAGCUUGAGCCCCCAGAGUGCGCCCAGUGUCACAUCUACGAUCCCGAUAUCGAUAAGGUCAAAUCCAAGUCCCGGAAUAUGAAAGAUCGUCGUCCCAGCAGCUUGAUGCAGUUCCUCCACCUCUGCGGCAGUGCCAAGGAUGUAAGGAGUGGUUUUGGUUCCAACUGGAAUCAAAACCUCUCUUCUCAUCCUGGACACAAUCGCAAGUUGGUAGAAAUGGGACCUCCGGGCAGCAGUACGGUGAAGUUUGACUAUCGUGAGUUGUUUGGCUCGUUGCACCGGACGCGUUCGGACGUAGAGCAAAUGCGGCUGAAAGAGGCCUUUGUCCGGGCCAUCGACGAUGAUGUCCAGUAUCUGAGUGCCACCCUGAGUGGCGAGGAAGAGGCUUCUAUAGACGCACUGGUUGACAAGGCUGCAAAAAGGGUCUUCGCCGAGGAUGUCAAGACCUUUCACGAGGAACUCAAGAGAUUGCUAAGAAAAAUGGCAAGAGAGAAAGACAAGCAAGGCAAUCGGCGUCUGAACUUCGGCCAGGAGUUCUACGAUUCCGACAACCUUCCCUUGAUGCAGGAGAUGCUGCGCCUGGGUCUGCAGCAAGUGGCCAAGGACAAGCGCUAUGUCCUGCCCACUCUGCCCAAUGUCCAUGCGGCACCGUAUCUCAUCGAGUGGAUCUGCCAGCGCUAUGGAAAACGAUACUCGCAACGGGAAUGCGCUCAGGACUUUCACGAGAGCAAGGAAGUAAUAGACAAAAUGCUUGCUUUCAUGCGGAUGAACCUAGCUCGAAUCCCACCCCUCGAGUCCGAUGGCAGCCACAGGGAUCCCGGCAAGCGGCGGCAGGUGGCUCAGUGCCUCAGGGUGCAGCAUACGAGGCGCUUCGUGGACUCGCUCAUGGAGGUGUGCCGUGUCUUCUACUUUGCUAUGAGGCCCCAGUUAUGCAGCCCGGCGAUGAGGGCCACCUUUUACGCCUACAUGCCUGCCCACUACAACGACCUGGGCUUCUCUAUUCCCUCCAACGGCCUGUACACCUGACCACUUCUUGGCAAUCCUCAACAUAAAUCACAC
Messenger RNA from Drosophila kikkawai, 2884 nucleotides. RefSeq lists its product as uncharacterized. The record is from RefSeq and is a predicted model, not a curated record. NCBI's taxonomy places the organism in Eukaryota, Metazoa, Arthropoda, Insecta, Diptera, Drosophilidae.